Histoplasma mississippiense is the source of this 1038-nucleotide messenger RNA. RefSeq lists its product with no specific name. The record is from RefSeq and is a predicted model, not a curated record. Gene Ontology annotation, cellular component: membrane. The transcript has a single exon. Gene Ontology annotation, molecular function: protein binding. Lineage: Eukaryota; Fungi; Ascomycota; Eurotiomycetes; Onygenales; Ajellomycetaceae. The coding region runs from base 1 to 1038 and encodes 345 amino acids.
AUGCCAGAACAACGGAGAAACCCUUCUGCGGAGGUGAACUCGUAUCCCGAUGUCCCCCAGCAAUACUGGAGUUCACAAAGCAAUGCUCCGGCUUCAUCGAGUCUAGCAGCCCCGCAGCCAACUCAUUCGGUCAAUCGUCUCGGCUCUACCGCCUCGACCUCAACGACGAAAGCAAACCGCGGCUCUCCUCCUCCACCAGAAACUCCAAUUGUGCCUCCAGGUCGCUCCGAUAUUGAAUCCCGAUACGCUGCAGCAGGAAUCGCCGGCACUUCGACUCUCACCAAUCUCCAGGCCCAGAGUGCUGCGGCGCAACAGCGUGCCCAGCAGUAUGCCGCUCCCCAAACACAAACCCACCUCUCCCAACCUCAGAACUCGACUCCCAGACCAUGGACGCCGACAGAAUUACCCGGUAGCCAACCGCAUGGUCCACCAACCGUAUAUCAGGGACCCGUUCCCACAUCCGUGCCUCCUCCGCAGACUUCAGGCCCGGCAAGCCAUCCACCCCCAGGCCACCCUGCUGGCUACCAUCAGAACCACAACCCACUAGAGGAAGAUUUCCAGAGAAUGAAUUUGACUGCUUCUCCUCCUCCCGCGUACUCCAGCCUUGGUGGACCAGGACCUGGUGGGUCUGCGCCCCACAGCUACCCAAAUGAAAAGCAAGGCGCUGUCGCUAUCGCAGGCGCUCAUCCCGCCUCAAUGAUCGCGAUGAGCACUGCAGCUAUGACGCCAUCUACGCUGGCACCCCAUUCCCACACUCAUGCUCCGAGUACUCAGGGCCAUCCAGCAUUUGCCAAUGACCCCAGACAAGCUGAUCCUCGCACUUCGCAACCAAAUACCCAGAAUGGACAACCUGGUGUCCAACCGACUCCUCUUAACGGCUCGCCUGCACCUCCUGGGCCCUCCCCAGCUUCCCCUCCUCCACUCCCUGAAGGCUGGAUUGCACACUUGGAUCCCAACUCCGGACAAUACUAUUACAUUCACCUUCCCUCUCAAUCUACCCAAUGGGAAUUUCCGAAGGGCCGACUCCUCUCAACUUAA